Messenger RNA from Notolabrus celidotus (New Zealand spotty), 771 nucleotides. Its product is annotated as regulator of G-protein signaling 8-like. The transcript has 3 exons. The record is from RefSeq and is a predicted model, not a curated record. Bases 1 to 573 code for a protein of 190 amino acids. Lineage: Eukaryota; Metazoa; Chordata; Actinopteri; Labriformes; Labridae.
AUGCUCCAGGGUCCACAGGGUGAGUUACGUUACGGCUCCGUCUCAGGAGCGUGCCCUCGUGCCGCUCCGCCAGAGAUACACUUCAAGUCUAUUUUCGAGGGAGUCCGCGCCCAGCACGCGUCAAUGUGCACAGAAAAGACUGCCCUGGACAGGAAUGUUUUUUGUUGUUCUUACCUCCUCCUUCAACGUGUGAUUCAUGUGUCCUUUCCAGAUGGACUGGCUGCCUUCCGGACUUUCCUGAAGACGGAGUUCAGUGACGAGAAUAUCGAGUUUUGGAUGGCCUGUGAGGAGUACAAAAAAAUCAAGAGCUCUACCAAGCUUGUGUCGAGAGCAAACAGGAUCUUCAAUGAGUUCAUUGAUAUUCAGGCACCGAGAGAGGUAAACAUCGACUACCGCACCAGAGAAAAGACGAAACAAAGCCUAGAAGAUCCUUCUCCAACCAGCCUCAAUGAAGUCCAAGCUAAGAUCUACAGCCUCAUGGAGAAGGACUCCUACCCACGAUUCCUCAGGUCUAAGAUGUACCAGGACAUGGUGAACAGGGCGCAUGCACAAGGCCAGCGGAGGUCUGUUUGACGAAAUCAGUAGAGACCAUGGAGGACAGAAAACUGGACCGACACUGUAAAUGACUCAUUAACCCUUUGACAUCACUGACUACUGUGAAUCUGCAAGGAUGGAGCGACAUGCUUGACUGUGUCCUUUGUCUACACCAGCUCCGUGCAUGCAAUCCCUACAGAAAGACAUGUCAUGGUGGAUUAAACUGUAAAAUACAGA